UCGACAUCGACAUCGACAUCGACAUCGAAAGAGCCACGGCCAGCGGUAUGAUGCCGCCGCCCUUGGAUAUGGAUACCGCCUCGUCAGCAGCGCCUGAAGGAUCGACGCCGCGUUCGUUAACAGAUGCUCCGGUCCCACACUCGAUCCCAGCCCCAGAUCGCAUCGACCUCCACACCACAACCUAUCCAUAUCCGCACCCUGAUCCGAGCCCACUAUGGAGCAAACUCCCUUCCAGCUCAUCCGAAAGUACCCCAAAACCCAGGGCGACUAUGCCAUGAGUCUGACUGCCAGCGUCGACCAGACCCUUAUCGCCAGCGGCUGGUCGUCGAAUCUUGUCACGGUCUAUGAUCGCUCGUCGCUCAGCGAGAUCUUUGAGUUCCAGACAGCGCCCUCGACCGAUGCACCCCUGAGCGAAAUCAAGUUUGAUACCACAAACAGCUCGCUGCUUUGGAUUGGAUCCAAGGGCGGGCUCAUUCAACUCUGGGACCUGCGCUCGCGGGCUGCGCCGGCCUUGACGCUGCAAGCCGGAGCACCAGUCCUGUCCUUCGAUAUCAACGCCAGUCAUACACUCCUAUCUGCGGGCACGGAGCUGCAGAGCUACGAAGGCUUGGAAGAAGACGAACCCGUCGGCGAUGCGGCCAAGCUCUGUUUCUGGGACGUUCGAACGCAGAAUGCCUUGGUCGCAUUCAACGAAGUCCACUCAGACGAUAUCACACAAGUGCGCUUCCAUCCCACCCACGGCGAGGCCCUCAUGACAGGCUCGACAGAUGGCCUCAUCAAUCUCUACAACCUUGCCACGUUGGUAGAAGACGACUCGCUUUACCAAACAUUGAAAGUCGACUCGGUCAGCAAGCUUGGCUACUUUGGGCCGAGCUACGAGUACCUCUACUGCUCCACCCACAUCGAAACAUUCUCUCUGUGGAACUUCCAGGAGGCGGAGGUCAUUUCGAGCUACGGUGAUAUUCGGUCGCUUUCGACGCCGCUUCACAAGAUCGACUACAUCAUCGACUGUCACUACGACCAUGAAAGUCAGCGCCUGUUCAUGUUCACCGGCUCGCAAGAAGGAAGCAUUGGCAUCUCGGACGUCAGCUUGCAAUCUGCAUCGAUUGUGCACACGCUCAACAACGGCCACUCGGAUAUUGUCCGCGAUGUGCUGUGGAACAAGAAUACGCGCACCAUCGUAUCUGGCGGCGAAGACGCCACAGUUUGUUUCUGGAGCAACUAGACCCAGUCCCCUUGCAUUUGACGAAAAUCCACGCCGACCAGGCUCCGAAGCGCAUUUGACUUUCCGCCCAUCCGUGUUUGGUCGUCAGUGCGCCAGCCGCGACGCAACUGUUGCUG
Polychytrium aggregatum is the source of this 1341-nucleotide messenger RNA. Its product is annotated as WD40-repeat-containing domain protein. Gene Ontology annotation, molecular function: protein binding. Bases 215 to 1225 code for a protein of 336 amino acids. The record is from RefSeq and is a predicted model, not a curated record. The transcript is spliced from 9 exons. NCBI's taxonomy places the organism in Eukaryota, Fungi, Chytridiomycota, Chytridiomycetes, Polychytriales.